AUGGCGAUGGCAAAUCUUUUGUUGAAUCCCCUGCUGACGAUCUAUGCCCCCGUAUACACACAUGGCGAUGGCAAACCUUUUGUUCAGUCUCCUUCUCACUUUAAAAAGAGUUUCUCAUAUAUUCCGCCAACAUCCUCCUCCACGCUUCCUCUGUCUCUUUGCCUUUCUUCGAAGCAUGCUGCAGCGCCCAUCUCUACGCUCCUUAAGGAACAUAAGGGUUUUGGAGGCAACAUGAACUGCAGUGCUUUUUGGGCAUUGUCGUUUUGGGAUGAUGUGGUGCAAACGGAUAAAAAGUUCCAGUGUCAAUGUGCGUCCAAAGAGGAGAGUACGGUUUCAGAGACCAGCUAUGACACACGGGCCGUGAAAACUAAAUUUCAUAAAACAAAAAGGAGUUCUGGUGCUAAACAAAGUCGAAAGAUAUACGCGAUUAUAGUUGGAGCUUCUUUUUGUCUAUUUGUAGCAUUUUCCUACCAAAACAAACAAAACAAAGCUUCAUAUCAAUGCAGAUCAUUUUUGUUAGCCUCUAACUGGAUCAGGAUCUCGCUUUGGUGGUAUGAGCUUUAUGUUAACCAAAAUAUUGGAAAAAUAAGAAAUAGAAAACCGAGUAAGAAACAAUCCAUAACUUUUGAUGACGUGGAAGGAGUUGAUGCUGCUAAAUCUGAACUUCUCGAGAUUGUGUUAUGCAUUAAAGGAGAUAGUAACUAUGUGAAACUUGGGGCAAAAUUACCACGAGGGGUUCUGCUUGCGGGUCCCCCAGGAACCGGAAAAACAUUGUUGGCCCGUGCUGUGGCAGGGGAAGCUGACGUGCCGUUUUUCUCAAUUUCUGGUAGUGAAUUGGUCGAGAUUUAUGCCGGUGCAGGAGCUGCCCGUGUUCGAGAUCUUUUCUGGGAGGCGAAAAAACGCUCACCAUCUAUUAUUUUCAUUGAUGAGAUAGAUGCUGUUGGAGGCCAACGUGGAACAAGUAUGAAUUGUGAACGUGACCAAACUUUAAACCAGCUUUUGACUGAGAUGGAUGGAUUUGAGAAGGGUGCAAAAGUGGUGGUUAUAGCUGCUACCAACAGACCCGGGUCACUGGAUUCUGCUUUGAUGAGACCGGGUCGGUUUUCCAGGAAAGUAAUUGUGGGUGAACCAAAUGAAGUUGGAAGGCGAAAGAUUUUUGGUUUAUAUUUAGAAGAGGUGCCCAUGGAGGAGGACAAACAAGUCAUUUGUGACCUUGUUGCUUCACGUACACCGGGGUUAGUUGGGGCUGCUCUUGAAAAUAUAGCUAAUGAAUCUAUACUACUUGCUGCUCGUAGAGGUGGUCAUUGUGUGACCAAGGAGGAUGUUCUUCAAGCUGUUGAGAGGGCCACAACAAAGAUAUAUAAUGAUGAUUCUGCUACUGCUACUGAAGCUAAGUCACCGUAUUUGUUUGGAGAAAUGGCACUAGAAAACGUUGGGAGGUAUCGAUUUCAAACUAAUUAUCUAUAG
Messenger RNA from Lactuca virosa, 1467 nucleotides. NCBI's taxonomy places the organism in Eukaryota, Viridiplantae, Streptophyta, Magnoliopsida, Asterales, Asteraceae. The record is from the annotation of a GenBank genome assembly.